AUCCUAUUUAUCUAUCUAUCUAUCUAUCUCUUUUAUCUUAUCGUACGUUCAUUCGAUAGCGCGAAAAAUCGACACGUGUGUUGAAAAAUAAGUAAAGAAGUAAUACUGUAUAAAGAAAGUAGGAGAGAGGGUGGGGGGUGCAUCGUGCAUCCUGCAACGAGUGAAAGUGUCGAAGAGAUAACCGCGUAAACAUCGCGAAUCACGUCCUGUGUGUGUGUGUGUGUGCGUGUGUGACGAUGACUUUGCUUAUCCGCUCGGGGGAAUGCUCGGCGGCCUUCUCAAAGUGUGCCUUUUUUAACGUUCGAGAAAGAUAGAGGUAGAACAACGGCCGAAAUGAGGAAAUGCUUUACAACUUGGUUUGAAAAGUAUCGUUAUCCAGGAGUUCCGCAUGAUCGAGAAUUGAGUUGACCUGAUUUCGUCCUUGAACGAAUGGAGGAUCGAUCCUCUACGAGCUUGUGCCUCUCUCUCUCUCUCUUUCUCUUGUAUUUCUUUGUUGUUCUCCCUGGACCAUCAUCUCGUUUCGUUCCAUGUUAUACGAUCCACGAUCCACGCACGCACACUUAUGAACACGAAAUUUUCUAAAGGAUAACUUUUAGUUAUUCUGGUUGAACCCGAUGAUUGUUUACCACUGCCAAAUCCGCUCGAUUUAUUCUCGGGUAUUCUUUUGAAGAAGUGUCUUCCGUAAAACAAUACCUUUGAUAAGGGACGAGUGACGAUUAAUCGUAUUUUACAACAAUCUCCGAAUCGUACAACAUAUAUUAGAUACAUGCUAUAAAGAGUAACUUAUAUUUCGCGAUUGUUCAAUCAUUCAAUGUCGUCUUCCUCAAGCGAAACAUAACAAGGUAAAAGAAGCACGCGAUAAAUAGUUUCAAAUAUACAGUGACAAUCUAUAAUAAAGUCAAAAGAAACACGAAUGAGAAAAUGACGAGUGUUGGAAGAUAAGAAGAGGAGGGAAGGAAGGAAGGAAGGGGUGAAGAUGCGAGACGCUAAGAUUUUAUCGGCGAUGAUGAUCCUUCCACUUCUCGGGACGCUAGUCGUCUCGGGAGUGCAAACUUGGGGAUCGUCGAUCGGUCAAAAUGAAAUUCGUGAGAGAUCGAUCGAAGAAAAUGUCGAGAAAACUGGUCAUUUACCGAAUUUGACAAUCGGUUUGGUGGUGCCCCAUACGAAUUUCAAUGCUCGCGAGUAUACGAAAACGAUCAAUCGAGUGGUCAAUAAUCUUCGUAAGGGUCACACAGGAAGAAACAAGGGUCAUGGGAGAUUCACGUUUUUCGACAAGUACGCGUUCACCCAGCACCAUGUCAAGAGUACUAUGCUGAGACUCACGCCAAGUCCUACAGCAAUACUGAAUUCCCUCUGCAAGGAUUUCUUGUCGUUGAACGUAUCGGCUAUUUUAUAUCUGAUGAAUUACGAACAAUACGGUCGUAGUACGGCCAGCGCUCAGUAUUUUCUUCAAUUGGCCGGUUAUCUAGGGAUUCCCGUUAUUGCUUGGAAUGCCGAUAAUUCUGGCCUCGAAAGGCGAGCCUCGCAGAGUAAUCUGCAACUACAGUUGGCCCCUUCGUUAGAGCAUCAAACGGCUGCUAUGUUGAGUAUCAUGGAGAGAUACAAGUGGCAUCAGUUCAGUAUAGUUACGUCGCAAAUCGCCGGUCACGACGAUUUUAUUCAGGCGAUAAGAGAACGAAUUUCCGAGAUGCAAGAUAGAUUCAAGUUUAACAUAUUGACCACGAUACAGUUUACGGAUCCGACAGAUAUCAUAGAGUUGGUAAACAGCGAGUCAAGGGUUAUGCUUCUCUAUUCGACUAGAGAAGAGGCAACGCGAAUACUCAAGGCAGCGCAAGAUUACAAAAUCACUGGAGAGAAUUACGUUUGGAUCGUCACCCAAAGCGUCAUCGAAAACCUUCAAUUUGCCAGUCAGUUCCCGGUUGGAAUGCUCGGCGUGCACUUCGACACGAGCAGCGAGAGCCUCAUCAACGAAAUCAAUACGGCUGUCAAAGUUUAUGCCAAUGCUGUAGAAGACUUUGUAAACGAUCCCGAGAACGCGAACCGCAGUUUGGAUACUCAACUGAGUUGCGAGGGAGCCGGAGAAGCUCGAUGGAAAACGGGCGACUUAUUUUUUAAAUAUUUGAAGAACGUGUCGGUGGAGGGUGAUCAAGGAAAGCCAAACAUUCAGUUCACUCAAGACGGUGUUCUCAAAGCUGCAGAAUUGAAGAUUAUGAAUCUUCGACCUGGACUUAGUCGGCAACUCGUUUGGGAGGAGAUUGGCGUGUGGAAGUCUUGGAAAAAAGAAGGAUUGGACAUAAAGGACAUCGUCUGGCCGGGUAACACGCACACGCCACCUCAAGGAGUACCGGAAAAGUUUAAUCUGAAGAUAACGUUUCUCGAGGAACCACCGUACAUCAAUCUCGCCCCACCCGAUCCCGUCAGCGGGAAAUGCUUAAUGGAUCGUGGUGUUCACUGUCGAGUAGCCAAGGAAUCGGAGUUUACCGAGGUGGACAUUCAAUCGGCACAAAAAAAUGAUAGUUUCUUUCAAUGCUGCAGCGGAUUUUGCAUAGAUCUGUUGCAAAAAUUUUCCGAAGAGAUAGGGUUCACCUACGAAUUGGUCAGAGUGGAGGAUGGCAAAUGGGGUACACUUGAGAACGGAAAGUGGAACGGCCUUAUAGCGGAUUUGGUAAACCGGAAAACAGACAUGGUAAUGACGUCCUUGAUGAUAAAUUCCGAAAGAGAGGCCUUCGUGGAUUUUACCGUUCCUUACAUGGAAACUGGAAUAGCCAUCGUCGUUGCAAAACGUACUGGGAUAAUAUCACCCACUGCUUUCUUGGAGCCAUUCGACACGGCUUCCUGGAUGUUAGUGGGAAUCGUUGCGAUCCACACCGCGACGGUAAUGAUACUCCUUUUCGAGUGGCUGUCACCAUCCGGUUUCAACAUGAAGGUAAAACCUUCAGUCGCUGCGCGGAAACUGACAAAUCCAUCGCCGAAUCAUCGGUUUUCGUUUUGUCGCACAUACUGGCUGGUCUGGGCAGUACUCUUCCAAGCAGCGGUUCAUAUCGAUUCUCCCAGAGGAUUUACAGCCAGAUUCAUGACGAACGUUUGGGCGCUAUUCGCUGUAGUCUUCCUAGCCAUUUACACUGCCAACUUGGCUGCCUUUAUGAUAACGAGGGAAGAGUUUCACGAGUUCACCGGUGUCGACGAUCAUCGACUGGCCAGACCGUGGUCGCACAAGCCUAUGUUUAAAUUUGGCACCAUACCAUGGAGUCACACCGAUAGUACGCUGGCCAAAUAUUUUAAGGAGAUGCACACUUACAUGAAGGCCUUUAACAAGAGCAGCGUUGCCGAGGGAAUCGAGGCUGUCAUAAGCGGCGAAAUGGACGCGUUUAUAUACGAUGGAACAGUCCUCGACUAUUUAGUUGCUCAAGACGAAGAUUGCAGGCUUCUCACGGUUGGAUCUUGGUACGCCAUGACGGGAUACGGUUUGGCAUUUUCACGAAAUUCAAAGUAUUUGCAAAUGUUCAAUAAACAUUUGCUCGACUUUCGGGACAACGGUGAUCUGGAACGUUUGAGACGUUUUUGGAUGACGGGCACUUGUAAGCCGGGAAAAGAAGUUCAGAAAAGUAGCGAUCCCCUUGCGCUUGAACAAUUUUUAAGCGCUUUCCUAUUGUUGAUGAUGGGAAUCCUUUUGGCAGCCGUUUUUCUUCUUCUCGAACAUCUCUAUUUCAAAUACGUGAGACAGCAUUUGGCUAAAAGCGAUGGCGGUGGAUGUUGCGCUCUAUUCAGCUUGAGCAUGGGAAAAUCUUUGACUUUUCGCGGUGCGGUCUACGAGGCGCAGGACAUACUCAGACAUCACAGAUGCAGAGAUCCAAUUUGCGACACUCACUUGUGGAAAGUGAAGCACGAGUUGGACAUGGCCAGGAUCAGAAUACGACAACUCGAGAAGGAUCUCGAGGCGCAUGGAAUAAAGCCCAGUCAGACCAAGAGGAAAACCGGAAGUCUGGCCUGGUGGCGAGGAUGCUUUCAAAGUUCGGAGCGGCAGCGACAUCCGGAACCAUUGACGGUCGAACCGCCGCAUCCGCUACCGCCAUACAUCGAUUCAUUCAUCGACGCGGUCGAAGUUGCCAGGCCGAGAGAUAUGAGCACCAACCAUGUUGUAAGCACUGAAUACGCGGGAACGUUUUUACCUACGGAGAUUUACAGAAUUCCGGGCACGGAAGGGGUAAGAACGGAAAUUGCAGAGAUGGAAACAGUUCUGUGAUCGUAAGAGGAUCGGCCUAGAUCGCCCAGAUGUUAAAAAUCAAUUGAAGGAAGCAAGCAACCAACCAACCAAGCGAGGAGUUCAGAGGAAAAGAGAGAGAGAAAAAGAUGUUUUCUUAUUUUUUUGUCGAUAAAAAUAAGAACAAAAAUUCCGUCGAAUCCAGCACGAGUUUCGAAUUGCUUCCUUACUACCUUCUGCCAUCGCGGAAUCACGGACGACCAGUUUUUUCGUCUCUCUUGCGAAGGUUAAUCCAAAAGAUUUUUCCAAAUCUCGAAGCUCCUUCGCAAACAGCAGCAGGAGAACACUUUCAAUUUUACAACGUUUUCUGCUUAAUCUUAGGGAGAACAGUAUCAUGUAUAUGAUAUCAAAGAAAAAGAAAUAAAAUGAAAAAAAAGAGAGAGAGAACAGCACGAUGAGGAUAAUGUUUGGGCAAGGUUCAGUGCCUAAUUAGCUCGUCGUAUUAGUUCACUGAUAAAGAUAAAUAACGGAGGUCCAUUUAAAACCUCUCUCAUUCUUUAUCACUCUCUUAUAAUUC
This is a messenger RNA of Polistes dominula (European paper wasp), 4778 nucleotides long. RefSeq names its product glutamate ionotropic receptor NMDA type subunit 2 (gene Nmdar2). Gene Ontology annotation, molecular function: signaling receptor activity; ligand-gated monoatomic ion channel activity. Lineage: Eukaryota; Metazoa; Arthropoda; Insecta; Hymenoptera; Vespidae. The record is from RefSeq and is a predicted model, not a curated record. Gene Ontology annotation, biological process: monoatomic ion transport. Gene Ontology annotation, cellular component: membrane.